GCUGGCUGACCUGGCCCCGAGACCUGCUGGGCGAAGAGUUCCAGCUCCAACGCAGGGGUGGACGGGAGAGACGCGUCCAGCACGACACGCGCCAUGCGGGGGCGACAUCAAUUAAGCGCCCAGCGAGAGGCCGACGCAGCCCAAUCAUUCCAUCGAUUAUUCAUCGAUGCUGGGCCCGACCCCUCUUCCGCCCUCGCCAAACCGUUAUUGGCGUCUGCUGUGCAGCAUCAGCCAUCAGCAUCAGCACCAGCACCACCAGCACGAGCACCAGCAUCAGCAUCCGCAUCCGCAUCAGCAUCAGCUUCGGCAUCAGCACCAGCUUCGGCAUCAGCAUCCUCACCCCCCAGCAUCCUGGCCCGGCAGCCCUCCUCGCUCUUUUGCGCGAUCAUGUCCGUGGAGGAGAGAGAGAGAGAGGGUGCUGUGCCGUUCUGCUGUCCUGCUGUCCUGCUGCUGCUGUCCUGCCCCGCCAGGAUAGGCCGAUGCCAAGCCGUGUUUGCUCGCCCGGAAGGCACUUCUGCCGCAGUGCGGGUGCGAUUCGCUACGAGGGCGGCGACCGCAGGCCGCCUUGCAGAGCGGACGCCCACCCCCCCCCCUCUCGACGAUUCGCUGCCACGAAGCCCUUUCCUGCACCCAGCAGCACCGAGCAGUAUCGUGUCGAAUCCAACACCUUCGCGCGGGAAGCCUGCAGCUCACAUGAUCAUUUUCCGCACCGAGAACUCGGAACGCUACUGAGCACGCUACCAACCUCCGUCGCCCUUGAUUCGUGCAGUGCUGCUGUAGGAGGCCGUUUUGAAUGCAGAGCAAACGCAUCUCGGCGAAUGACCAAGGCACUGCAGCCUGUCCUCACACAUCGGCCAGAGAGUGCCAUUCCAGUUCUUGCCGGAUGCAUAAACACGUCAGAAUGCGUGACCCUUAUUUACCCAUGUGUGCUGGCACUUCUCGAGCCUCCGCG
This is a messenger RNA of Hyaloscypha bicolor E, 952 nucleotides long. RefSeq lists its product as uncharacterized. NCBI's taxonomy places the organism in Eukaryota, Fungi, Ascomycota, Leotiomycetes, Helotiales, Hyaloscyphaceae. The transcript has a single exon. The coding region runs from base 94 to 732 and encodes 212 amino acids. The record is from RefSeq and is a predicted model, not a curated record.